CCCGUUCGGCCGCCUAUCGGAAGGAGGGGCGGAACCGCCCUAGCUUGGUGCGCGCGCAGCUUGACGGUCGUCGCUUGGUGGUCUCCAUCGCUCAUUUCUGGUUACCUGAAGGCGCUGCGGCAGCCUUUUAAACCCCAACCCUGGACCCUUCUAUGCAUCAGACGACCCCGAUAAGGGUACCUCGGACCUCGGGGCUCAGGAGGAUUGAUUCAGGACUUGGCCGAAAUUGCUAUGGGCCCUUCCGAUCGCCGCGUCUGUUUCCCAGGACUGAGCUGCCUGAUGACAGCAGUGAGGAGUCUUUGAAAGCUGACAUUCAGAAACUGAAGGAGAAACAGGACAUGCUGGACAAGGAGAUUUCCCAGUUAGUAAAAGAAGGCUACUGUGUGAUUGAACUGGAGGACCAUAUCGCUCUCCUCCAUGAAUACAAUGACAUCAAGGAUGUGGCACAGAUGCUUCUGGGAAAGCUGGAAUCUCAAGCACAGGGCCUACUUAGGAGCAAGUCUGAACAGGACUUAACCACCUGCAAGACUAGACUAAGGUCCCUGAUCUCCACGGCGUGCAGAGACCUUGAGAUAACAUGGAUACUUCUGAUGGCCGGCUUGCUUAAAUGGAGCAAGGGACCAGGGCAGCUCUUUAUGAUGUACAGUGGGAUUUAGCUCUUUCUCCAACUAAAUCUUGCUGACGAGCAGCCUGCCUGGCAUGUAAGUUGAGCUGGUUUGGGGUAAGAUACUGUGUAGGUAGCCUUAUCUAGCCCUGUCCACUGACCUAGAGUGGUGCACCUUGAUAUUCUGCAGCCAGUGAGGUAGGGUUUAGAGCGGUGUUGUUGCCCAGCUGAUGCCUGAGUUUUAGUGCUUGUUACAGAAAUCCCUGUUGGCAUCCAAGAUUCCAUAGACCAGAGGAACCUAGGUUCACAGCAGAGAGGAAUCAUGUCUCUAAGAAUGAGUCCUCCCGAGGGAGAAGAAAAUAGGACAGAAAUGAAAGUGUCUCAAAGAGCAGUGAUCACAGCUAAAGAGAGGAGGGGUCGCCAGAUGUGGUAGAGCACACCUGAAAUCCUGGAGGCUGAGGCAGGAGGAUCAUAAGGUGAAGACUAGCCUGAGUUCCAUGGUGAGACCUGAUCACAACAGCCAUAAAAGUGUUCUUGUUAGAAGUCAGAUGGAGACCUGUCACCCCUAGGUCCAAGGGCCUGGAGCCAGGGUCCUAUCACUUUUGUGGGUUUUUCCAGUGAAUAUUUACUGAGCAUCUACUGUGUACCAGGCACUCGAAGAUGCUGAUGGUGGUGAAACACGUGCCUUAGGUUUUAGUGUUUGGAGUGGGCAGAAUGACCAGUCAGUAGCUGAGCAGAAAUGCGGCCAUGUUAAGUUCUGUGAAGGAAACUGGGGAGAUGAAAGACUGAGGUCUGCAGAAGGUGGCAGCAGGGCGCAUGAUGAGGUGCUCAGAGGAGGCCUCUGAGGAGAGCUUACCUGUGGAGAAAGGGAGGCGGAGUCUCUUAGGCAGAGCAGCAAGAGUAGGGUCACACAGGCUGCAGGCCAUGCUGAAAUACUUGGUUGAUGUGGUGUAGACAGACCAAGCCCCCAGGGGCAAGGCUUGGAAAGAGAAACAGGAAGAUUGUCUUUGCCAUUUGGGUAAGGUAUGAAUCUGGGUCCCAGAGGUGGUGGUCUGGGCAGUUAGGACAGUAGCCUUAGUUUUUGGGUUUUGACCUUCUCCACUGGAUAGUAA
Molecule: messenger RNA, 1716 nt
Organism: Arvicola amphibius (Eurasian water vole)
Lineage: Eukaryota; Metazoa; Chordata; Mammalia; Rodentia; Cricetidae
Gene: Swi5
Product: SWI5 homologous recombination repair protein
Exons: 5
Coding region: 153-656 (167 amino acids)
Biological process (GO): double-strand break repair via homologous recombination
Cellular component (GO): Swi5-Swi2 complex; Swi5-Sfr1 complex
Source: RefSeq, a predicted model, not a curated record